This is a messenger RNA of Aegilops tauschii subsp. strangulata, 924 nucleotides long. RefSeq lists its product as uncharacterized. The record is from RefSeq and is a predicted model, not a curated record. Gene Ontology annotation, molecular function: protein binding. NCBI's taxonomy places the organism in Eukaryota, Viridiplantae, Streptophyta, Magnoliopsida, Poales, Poaceae.
AUGCUGGAUCCACCAGAUCGCAUCCCCGGCGCUCGCUUCUCCAUGCCUCCCCACAAACGCAACAUCAUCAUCGACUGCCGCCACGGACUUGUCCUUUUCCGCCGCCAAAGGCGGUCGCAAAGCCUAUUUGUGUGGGAGCCCGUCGCCCGCGAGAAGCGCCGCCUCAGCUUCCCACCGGAGCUGGACAACAGCGAGAUGUACAUCAUCAACGGGGCGGUGCUUCGCCCUGCCCGCGGCCGUUCAAGCCAUUUCCAGGUGGCCCUGAUAGCCAAAGGCAAAGAAAAUACAAGAGUUGCCGGAUGCCUUUUCUCAUCGGAGACCGGUUUAUGGAGCAACAUCAAAACACUGCAGCUGGAUUUGUCCAAUAGGUGUACGCCACAGCCCAGUACUUUGAUUGGGAAUUCCCUUUGCUGGUUAAUUGCGGUGCAUCGUGACCAUCCUCAAUAUGCCAUACUUGAGUUUGAUCUGGAUAGGCAGAGCCUAGCCGUGACAGAGCUGCCACCACACUUAGAAGCAGGCUAUGACCAAUUAAGGAUUAUUACACCGGGCGAAGAUGGUGGCCUUGGCUUCAUCCAUCUCUCACAUUUUCGCGCGCAGAUAUGGAAGAGAAAGCCUGAUUGUGAUGGUUUGGCUGUAUGGGUGAUCGACAGAGCUAUUGAAUUCAAGGAACUUAGAUCAAAUUGCAAGGGCUACUCCCUCACUUUAGUUGGGUUUGCCGAGGAGAGUAAUGCAAUCCUUGUACUUCCAGCUUCUGGCGUCUUCAUGGUAAUAGCAAGCCUUUAUAUAAUUUACUUUGCAGCUAGGAUUCCGGCAACAGUGGUGGUAGGCAUUACCUUCUCCUUGUGGCUCGAGGAGCCACCGGUGCCGGCCAUGGUGACGGUGGCAGGUGACAUGGUGACGGUGGCAGGUGAUGGCAGAGAGUAG